Messenger RNA from Aphanomyces astaci, 1931 nucleotides. RefSeq lists its product as hypothetical. Bases 277 to 828 code for a protein of 183 amino acids. Gene Ontology annotation, biological process: U6 snRNA 3'-end processing. The transcript has 2 exons. Gene Ontology annotation, cellular component: nucleus. Gene Ontology annotation, molecular function: 3'-5'-RNA exonuclease activity. Lineage: Eukaryota; Oomycota; Saprolegniomycetes; Saprolegniales; Verrucalvaceae. The record is from RefSeq and is a predicted model, not a curated record.
AAAAUAUUAUUCCCCGUCGAUGGAUAUCCUAUUCGACCACCAAACAUUCCGAGCACUGGAACGGCUGGAGGAGGCAGCCGCAUGUCCUGGUCGUGCGGCGGCGGCGGCGGCGGCGGCGGCGGCGGUUGUGCGUCUUGGGAAGCGUCGCUAUCUCUCUAUCAUAGGAAAGACUUGAGGGGACUAUGUCGCGGCACUCUCGGACUGUGAUGCUCCCUGGAAACCUGAUAAUUCCGACUUCAAUAUAUAUUUCAGGAUUUCUCACAUCGAAGUAUAAUAAUGGCGGCAACUUUGGUUGCGUACAGCGACAGCGGAAGUGACUUGGAGAGCGACGAGGACGACCUUCGCACGAAGAAGAGACCGCGGGUUGAGGAAAGGUCAACCUCUGCAGCAUGGACCCGCACGUUCCCUCAUGUUGAUGGCAACUGGCCGUCGUAUGUGUCCUUUCAAGGUACCUACCUGCCUGCACCGUCCGUCCGUCGUCAUGCCUUGUCACUGACAUGUUCAUGUGUACAUAUUUCAGUACACCCUACCAAAUUGAUGCGCAAGAUGGCGGAAUAUGCCAUGCAUCAAGCCCAAGCGCGAGCUGGGCUGACGGACUUGCAGCUGGUGCCCAUGGAGUCUCCUUCCACCGAGAACUCCGACGGAAAUGACCAAGCCAAAGCAGAAAGCAUGUUCCAUCUCAGUCUGUCGCGCACAUUUGUUCUCACUCGGGCCCAAAUCGACCCCUUCGUGGCCGCCCUUCGACUGGCCCUUCGUUAUCGAAAGCGGUACAGCGUAGAGACAUAUCUCAUUCUCCAUCGUGCCAUAACUUGCGCAGACUUCGCGUGAGUGUCCAAGGGCUGCGCGUCCUCAUCAACGACGAGCGCACACGGCUGUUCGCCACCGUGCCCGUCGUGUCUGGCGCCGCCGACGUCUGCCACGUCAUUCGCUGCGUGGACAAGUGUCUUGCCCAGUUCCAUCGCGAAGUGUACUACGCCGACCCCCUUCCGCACAUCAGCGUCGGGUCGUCCACUUGCAUCUUGCCUGCGUUGACCUCGUUCGAUCAAGAAGAAACGUCGUCGUUACCGCCGCCAGUCCCGCUGGACCUCCAUCAAGUGCACGUGACCAUCGGAAACAAACACUUUACGAUUCCUCUGAAGUAAUACACGCUAGAGUUUCUUUGUCUGUCUCGCCCAUCGCCUUAUGCAAUUCCGCCAAGUCUUGGAGCACUUCGGCGCGGGUCUCGGGGUCCAAGGCCGCCGCCUUGCCGUACAUUUCCACGGCCCGCUUGCGGUCCUUCUUCCUUCCUCGCGCCGCCAGCAUCGUCGCGAGGUUGAAGUGGAACUUUCCCGAAGUCGGAUGUUUCAGGACUCCGUCUUCGAAUAAGCUCACGGCGGCAUCGAUGUUGCCCUGCUCCCCGUAGCAUGACGCUAACGCUGCGUACGCGGCAGGGGUGUCCUCGAGCUCAAUCACGCGCUUCAGGGCGUCCACGGCGCCGUCGACGUCGUUCGAUUCCACCAGGAGCGCACUGAGUUGGAACCAUGACGAGGCGUGGGUCGGCGCCACUUGGGUAAUUUGGCGGAGGAGGACCAGGGCCUCGUCCUUCUGGGCAGAGGCCUCGUACGCGCUGGCGAGGGAGCUCAUAAUGUCCACGUUCCCUGGGGAAAGGGCUAGCGCCUGAGCCAGUAUUUCCGCGGCCGCGUCGUGGGCUCCGAGUUGCGAUAAGGCGCCACCUGCUGCCACGAGCUCGUCGAGGUCCAUCUCAAUGUCGUCCUUGUCGUCAUCUCCGUCGUCGUCAUCGUCAUCGCCGUCCUUCUGCUUAGCGGGAGUUGGCGCUGUCUUCUUGGACACUUUCUUCGCCUUCUUCUCUGUCGGUGCUGGUGGGUCGCUGGAUGCUGCCGCCGCCGCCGCCUUGUUGCGCUUCCGUUUGGCCAUUUUGGUGCUUGAAGGAC